ACGAGACGAGACAACGCAAACAAAAUUCGCUACGCUAUCCAGUUCUAAAUAGAGUAUUUGUAAUUUUCAUUGUGUGUUACUAUAAUUUGCAAAUGACUUGAAAAAGAGUGAUACAAAAUACUGUGCUAUUUACUUUCAUGUUCCGAAGUGUCCAAGUAUUAGUGGAGUAUAGUCAACAUGGCUCGCACCGUCCUGUUGUUUUGUUUAGUUAGCUUCAUUAACACGGUUGCGCCAUGCAAGGUGUCUUUGUCGAAUAAUGGCCCGGCGGUGCGUGGUUCCAACGUCACGUUCACAGCCACCUUAUCGCAGAGCUGUAUAGGGGAAAACCUGAAGUAUGUGUUUAUGGACAGCACGGGCUACACUGAUGACACUGAGUUUAUGUCCACAACCGGUGUCGUAAACUGGACCGUUGAAUACAAACGGAAUGUGUAUGCUGCUAACGAGUACACCGCAGAAGUCCAUGUGAAGAGGCUCUACAAUAUUAUCAACAUGUACAUUGAGAUUGCUAGAGCGAGCAGUGACUUCACUCUAACAGCAGAUACCUUACACGGCGGACUUGUUCUAAAGCAGAACAACGUUGUUCGUCCAAACACCUUCGUGGCAGUCAACAACACUGUCCACCACUACAUAGAACUACCCCAAGCCGAGAUGGACUUCCUCAAAGCUAACGCAUCCCAAGUUAUCACCUUCUGGUUUAUAGAUUGCAAAUAUAUCGAUCAAACCACCACCAUGUCUUUAGACAAUACUUAUACACACACUAUGAGCGAACACAACAUUGAUGUACUUGUUGUUGCUAACAACGAUCCUCUACCACCUAUAACAACAACAACAACUACCACAACUACCACAACAACAACAACAACAACGACAACAACGACAACAACGACAACAACAACAACAGAGAAACCAGCUCCAGUGUUACCAGCUCAUAAUAUAACCAAGCGGGCGGUCAAGAAGAAAAUUCCGCUUAAAGAUUUCAUUUGCCGUAAUACCGUGGUGCCUAUUGGGGAUCAUUAUACGUAUGGGCAUUAUCAAGCCACUUUGAAAGUUAGAGAACCAAUCUCCAAAAUAAACAUCACCGGUCGCAACUGGCUUCAACAUGGGGACCUCCUAAACCUCGAGGUCAAAUACACCGGCUCUCCCCCCUUCGACUUCUGCGCCCAAUACAAAAGGGGGGAAUAUAACAUCACUGGGAACGAAACAUGUUCCGUCACGACCAGGACCGUAGUCAAUACGUUCCCUCUCGUCCGGUAUUUUCUGGAUAGCGACCAGCAUACUGUGGUGGUCAUUAUUGAGAAUGAGAUGGGAAAGAAUGUGUCUAGAGCUACUAUUAAUAUUUAUAAAGCGCUGGUUCACGCGCAGCUAUCUGUGAUCGUGGUCCCCGUUGUGUUCUGUCUACUCGCCGUCAUAUUAGUGGUGUUCGGUGUGGCUUACUACCAGCAUCGUUCUAAAUACACAAUAGAAGUCGCCGACUUCGAUUUCGGCCAGCAAGCCAACUUAGACUACAAGACAUUCUCCGAGCGCCUUCGGGACAGCUUCAGGAGCGCCCUCAACCUACGACACGACUCCGAGACGGACCCACUCACUCCAAACUCGCGGUACGACUCAUAAAUGUAUACCAAAAUCUAUCAAAGUCCAGGAUUCUUGCAGUUUUCUACCAUAUCCUUCUUAAAACUUUCACUACCACACAAAAAAUGGCGCACUACGUUAGAAACCGGUCGUAAUUUGUAACCGCCCGCUUGUACGGCGAGAACCCGCCAAGCGGGUUCUCCGGCAUCUCAGCAAAUUUCACGAGUCCCACCAGGCGGGUUCUUGGUUGCGAAAGUGUUAAUAUGCGGUUGAAUCUAGAAAAGCGUUGAGCGAGAACGUUCAAGGUAGAUUUCUAAGAGCCGUCAACCUACGACACGACUCCAAGACGGACUCACUCCAAACUCGCGGUACGACUCAUAAAUGUAUACCAAAAACUAUCAAUGUCCAGGAUUCUUGCAG
This is a messenger RNA of Leguminivora glycinivorella, 1989 nucleotides long. RefSeq lists its product as uncharacterized. Lineage: Eukaryota; Metazoa; Arthropoda; Insecta; Lepidoptera; Tortricidae. The transcript has 7 exons. The coding region runs from base 178 to 1611 and encodes 477 amino acids. The record is from RefSeq and is a predicted model, not a curated record.